AUUUUCCCGAUAGGAAAGGCUCUACAUCUCGAAAUAGUUCAACUAGCAGUCUAUGCAUUGAUGUAUCCAGCACAAAUAAUAUCCUUAACAUUUUGUAUCCUAGGCUGAGAUUUUCCCUAUGCAGGCAAGUGGACAGGGACUGCAAUUUUCUCGAGCAGGAGAGAAUUAUGGAUUACAGUCUUUUGGUUGGGAUUCACUUUAUACAAAUCUCACGUACUGGCGAACCACGGCCAACAAUGGAGGCUAGUAUUUCCCAAGUGCAAAGUCCUAGUGGGAAUGGAGACGAAGGCAGUGAAGAAACAGCUCCAGAGCUAUCUAGAUUAGGUAUGAACAUGCCAGCACGGGCUGAACUGGCGACAAGAAGAAAUGAUAGUGAGCUUGUAAUGGAACCAACCGGGGAAUACUAUGAUGUCAUUCUGAUCUUGGGUAUAAUUGAUAUAUUGCAAGAUUAUGAUAUUAGCAAGAAGCUUGAACAUGCAUACAAGUCGUUCCAUUAUGAUCCAAAUUCAAUAUCUGCAGUUGACCCGAGCCAGUAUUCUAGGCGUUUUCGUGAUUUCAUAUUAAGAAUCUUCAGACAAGACACUACUUGAAAGUUGUAGGAACAUGUAUUUAAUGAUUCAGUUCUACUGCAAAUGUACAUGAAGAAUAGAAGAUGUCCAAUAUUUUUGUUCCAGAAGUUGAGGAGAGUAUACAGAUUCCAUUGGAAGCAAGGCAUCGUGUUUAUACCUUUCAGAAUUUUGCUCCAAAAUAAAAUCUAAUGCGCAUGUAGUUUCUAACAAAUGAUGCUUGGAUUGGAUACAAUUUGUUUAACAUAUUGGAUCAUGUGUAAAGUCAAGUUGAUUCAACUUUUUUUGUGAAUAAUGCUUAGUCAAGAGAGAAAGUGACAGGAAUUUAGUCAUCUUUUCCUAUUUCAGACUCUCUCCAAAUUUAUGCAACUUUUUUUUUUCAUGAA
Olea europaea var. sylvestris is the source of this 952-nucleotide messenger RNA. Its product is annotated as phosphatidylinositol 4-phosphate 5-kinase 5-like. Gene Ontology annotation, molecular function: phosphatidylinositol kinase activity. Gene Ontology annotation, biological process: phosphatidylinositol metabolic process. The transcript is spliced from 3 exons. Lineage: Eukaryota; Viridiplantae; Streptophyta; Magnoliopsida; Lamiales; Oleaceae. The record is from RefSeq and is a predicted model, not a curated record. The coding region runs from base 168 to 590 and encodes 140 amino acids.